AGAGAAUUCCACCUCAAGCAGAGCACCUUCUAGAUUGCUCCUGGGGGGUGGAGACGGAAGUCUCUGCUAUCCGAAUUAGUGGAAUCCAGAGAAAGGAAAUCAUGGUUAUAUAAACAUGGGGAAAGAAGUACAGCUAAGGCCCAAGGUGAAUGUCUCGUCUUACAUUCACUUUAUGCUAAAUUACAGGAACAAGUACAAGGAGCAACAGCCAAAUGCCUACCUUGGCUUUAAAGAGUUCUCUAGAAAGUGUUCAGAAAAAUGGAGAUCUAUCUCGAAGCACGAAAAGGCAAAGUAUGAAGCCCUGGCCAAGCUCGACAAAGCCCGGUACCAGGAAGAAAUGAAGAACUACGUGGGCAAGAGGAAGAGGAAGAGGAGGAGGGACCCACUGGCGCCUCGGCAGCCCCCAUCAUCCUUCCUGCUCUUCUCCCAGGAUCACUAUCCCCAGCUGAAGCAUGACAAUCCCAACUGGUCAGUGGUGGAGGUGGCCAAGGCCACAGGGAAGAUGUGGUCCUCCACAGCGAACGUGGACAAGCAGCCCUAUACACAGAGAGCUGCGCUUCUCCGAGCCAAGUACUUUGAGGAAUUGGAGGCCUACCGCAAACAACCUCAUGGCCGGAAGAGGCACUGCCAGGGACCGGCCAGGAGGACCAGUUUGAAAAAAUAAAAUGUCACUGAACU
Molecule: messenger RNA, 678 nt
Organism: Microtus ochrogaster (prairie vole)
Lineage: Eukaryota; Metazoa; Chordata; Mammalia; Rodentia; Cricetidae
Gene: Hmgb4
Product: high mobility group box 4
Biological process (GO): regulation of transcription by RNA polymerase II
Source: RefSeq, a predicted model, not a curated record